This is a messenger RNA of Porites evermanni, 5394 nucleotides long. NCBI's taxonomy places the organism in Eukaryota, Metazoa, Cnidaria, Anthozoa, Scleractinia, Poritidae. The record is from the annotation of a GenBank genome assembly.
AUGGAUACUUGCGUGAAACGGGUGGCUAUCUUGAUGGUUUUUACAUCAGUUGUACUUUUUCAAGGUGCGUAUUGAAUAUUAUCACUUCCUUUGGUGCACUGUUUUAUUUAUAACAGAUGUUUAGCGUGUACUUGCCCGCGCGCUCUUCUUGCAACCACUUUGUGAUUAUAAAAAAAACUGAAAAGGUAAGAAAUCUUAAAAAUAAUAAACAGGCGUGACACGUCAAACAUAUUUUAAACUUUUAUAAAAAUAAAAAACCUUAAUACUGAUCAUGAAGCUUGAAUUGUUCAUUCUAAGCGACACAGGGUGUACGUGUAGCAUACGAAAUAAGCUGUAAACUUUUGUAUGUUAAAAUACGUCGUCAGCAUUUGUAAUAUAAAGCGUAUGGCCGUAAAUACUUGUCUUUUGUUAUUCUUUGCUUAAGGUAAAUCUAUAUUUUGAUAUUUAAAGAUUUUCCUUGCUUAGUUGUUGUUCAAUUGGUCCGUUUGUUAUACUGAACUGAAUGUUAAACCGUCAUUACUGAUAUGUGAUCAUCCAUGGUCUUGCCAGUGAAGAGCCGUGGGCAUCGUUUUCACAUCAUUCAUAAGCCUGUUUAGAUCAUUUUUGUAAACUGUUACCUGUUACCUGUUUUUAAAAAUGGAAAUGAUCGGAAAUAGAACAUAAAGUACAUGUACUGAUGUGGAUCUGAUGUCCAGAUGUACAUUCAAAAAAUACCUGUAGCUUUGAAGAAUUAUGAUCAGUGUUGGGAGUAAAGAUUACUUUUGAAUUUAUGUUUUAAGUCUGUGAUAAAUUUGUCAUUGAAAAUCCUUUCGUUAUCUUUAGAAAAGUUACUAAAAGGUGAAUGUUUGAGAUUGUUAUCACCUGUUCAAGCUGAGAGUAAUAUCUUUUUUUGGAGUUGAUAGCCUCUGUAGAACAAAAACUUGAAAAGUAUUUUGUUUUGUUUUGUUUUGUUUUUUUUUGUCCUGAAUUUAAAACCUCGGGUGACCCAAAAACACUGCCCCCCAGUCCAUGGAUCCCCCUAUGGACCUGGUCCACGGACCACUGUACGGACCGGUCUGCGGACCCCCCCUUUAUGAGCCUCCCAUAAAGACAAUAAUAAAAAUGACAAUUAGAGAUUUGGCUUACCGUUUGUUUUGUUUUGUUUUUUGUUAUUGUUGCCUCCUUCACUGUGGUGAUGAAAGGAGGACCUGUGUACUUCGAAAAAGACCGAUAACUUAGCUAACUUGUGUAGUCGCUGCCGGCCUCCAAUUGCCUCCGCCAUUUUGUUUGGUUCAAUGCUCCUCAUGUUCAGUGACUCGUCCCAGACUUCAAAAAUACGACACAGUAUCUCCCUUUUUCUCUCUCAGGAAUUAAUACCUCAAGACAGCAUUUUCGUAGUAUCCAUAGGGAGAUUUUCCCAGUUUGGCCGGGUGUCUUGAAAAAAAGGACCCCCUAAGACCCUCCACCGAAUGGCUCUAAACUUUAUUGAUUAAGGUUAAUCAACUAUCAGGUCAGUUUGUCCAGUAUAAUGACUUGAAUGGAACUUGAUUCAGUCAGUUUCCUAACCCGAACAGGGUGUUUACAGCUUGCCAUUCAGGCAAGCUGAAGCUAGCAUUUACUAGCCCAGACGUCAUUUCAACUAGCCCCAAAAACUUUUUGACGAGCAGAAUUGAUUUCACAGUUCUUCUGUUAUUCAAAUUCCUUAAAAAUCAUCACUCUCGCCAGUCGUGCAAGUUAAAAACAGAAUUCACUAGCCAGAUAGCAAAAUCCACUAGCCUCAGGCUAUCUGACACUACUUUCUUUGCACACUGCCUAAUCAAUAAAGUUCAGAAGUUCAGAGUCGUUGGUGGGGGGUCUUGGGGGGUCUUUGUUUUCAAGACACCCAGUUUGGCCUGUGUACAUCAGUGGUGUGGAAGUGAGUGCAUGCCAAAAGAGACUUUUGAUCACAGCACAUUUCAGCAGGAACAGGAAUAUCAUAAAAAUAUCAUAUUAUAUGUCGUUUUCAUAUUAGGCAGUGGACUCUCUCGAGUUCUGGGCCAGCAAGUGUGAGUGAACAAGUGAAACAUAUGAAUGCCUAAGUGCCCACAAUACUGUCUUGUUUCUUCACUACAUGUAUCACAAGUAAAAAGGAAAAAAAUUACAAGAUUAAUCCUUAUCGGUUUGGAAAUAUGAGAACUUUGCAUAGUUGUUUUGGACGUUACACAUGCAUAUUCUUCCUUAUGCAGGUGCAGCAUCUGACCAAAAUGUCACUCAACCAACUAGCAAAGUAAAUGCUACAAUGACACCAACCCAACCACCAACCACAAACAAACCCAGCGGCAAUGAAUCUUUUAAUGAAACAGUUACAUCAUCUACACCAACCUCUGAGAGUGUAGAAUCUGUGAAACAGCCAGACACACAUGGUCUGUUGCAAAGAUCAUUGUAUGUGGUAAGUGAAUUAACAAAACCCUUUGGGUCUCUUAUUUAAACAAAGUCUAACUUCGGCCAUGGUUUAAGAAAUCAUUGGAUCUCCACAGUGGGUUCUUAUUAAGUGCCGGCAGCUUUGAAGUCUGAGCCAUCUUCUUUUGGCGGAAAAUGGGUUAAGUGAGGGAGUGAAAAUUUCAAAUUGCCCACAGAGCUCAAUUGCCAAGAACACUGCCUAUAGAUCUGUUUUUUCUUGGGUUAAUUUAAGGAAAUAAGUGCUUUCCAGUCUAUUCCUAUAUGCAUUAAUGCAAUUAUUCAUCCUAAACAUUGGUGUUCAGAUAAAAGCAUUAGCUGGGCAAACUGAAAAUGGCUUUGAAUGUGGUUUUGUUGAACAUGGACUAAACUCCGUUUUAAAUAUCUGGCCCUUUCCCUCUUUCUCUAGCUUUCUUUUAACCUCUGUUGAUCAAAAUUUAAAACUUAUUCUUGUCACAAAGUAUUUUUAUAAUCAUCCACAGAGAGCACAGUCACCUUAUACAGUACAUGUAAUGCUACUUGUUUAUUCCAAUUUAUUAAAACUGGGUCUUUCUUCAUUUGUCUUGGAAAGGAUUUGCAUCCAUUCAAGGGUGGUUUCUCCAUCUAGUUUUUUUUAAAAAACAACCACCACCUUGAGUGGGUUACUGAAGUAGACACUUUUAUGUGAACUCUCCCGGAUUAUGCAGGUGUCUCCUGAACAUGCCACCAAUCUCCCAGAUAAAAUCAACUUCAUAGCGUUUCUGUGUGAAGAAGGCGGAAGGCAAUUGCUCUCACCACUACACCAUCCCUGCUUCCCAAAAUUCUUUUCCAGACCUUAGGCAAAGGGGUUCUUGAGUGAUGCACAUUAACUGGACAUAGACUUCUAGCAUUCUUGGGUAGUACAUGCAGUUUUCCCAAAUUCUCAAGCAAAUUGUCUCUGUAAGAGAAAAGACUCUCACUAGAAAUAAGAAUUUUGCUAGCAUUAAUUAGAGUUGAUACAUAUAGAGUAUUAAAAGGGAAAAGGCCUUAUCUUUAAUUGGCAUCAAGUUGCUAGAAAAUACGUUUGUGUAAGUUCCUUAUUGUAAGAAUGUGUGUGCCCACCUGAAUAAGAACAACAUACAAUCAUGAAUGUUAUCACUUAUAGUACAUAGUACGCUAGACAAAACUGUUCUGGAUUGAUGUUGUAGUUAAUUUUUUAACUCAGGUAAUUUUUGUUUUUCUUUUGUUUUUGGGUAUGGUAAUUUAUGCUAACGAAGUUGAAACAAAGGAAAAUAAAAAUUACCAGAGAUAAAAAAUUAACUACAAUAUUGACGUUGAUUUUGCAUACCUUUGUGAUUUCAUUACUAAGUUUGGAUAUGCUGUAACACAAGUCCCCCUUGCUUGAUCAACAUGAAAACAUUUCUCCGCGUGUGUAAUGGCAUAAAGUUCAAAAGAGAAAAAUAUAAAAUUGAGGUUCUUUGGCUUGUUUUAUUUUUGUAUGGUAAAAUGUCAAUCCAGAACAGUUUUGUCCAGUGUACUAACUAUUUUUAUGGUUCUUUUUAGGCUGUUGGAAUCAGUGCACUUGUUGUAAUCUACUUUAUUGUGCGUGCGGUUAAAACAAGAGGGAGAAGAAAAGCCAAAAAGUAUGUCUUAUUCAUUUUAGAACAAAGCUCACAGAAAUUUGUUAGUCACAUGUUUUUUUAGUGUGAUAUUCACUGGAAGCUGCACUGUUUUUUGACAGAAUUUAAGAAAAUAUCAGUUUGUACUUGUAAAUAAUUGUUUUGGUUCCAUAUAUAUCCUUUGUGUGAUUUUUACUUACUUUUGAUUAGGGUAUGGUAAUGUGCAGUAAUGAGUCUGAAACAUUUUUCAAAAUGAAAUUUAAGCCAAUUUAACCUUAAUAUACACAGGUCUGUAUUUUAGCGUAACAUAUCUGGAGCCAUUUUAGCAUAAUACCAGCAUCAUUACUCUUAUUUUAUUUAGUUUUUUUAUUCAUUUUGAUAAUCAGAUGGUGUAUUGCUUUUCUGAAAAAUGUGUUUUAAUUUUUCCAGCCAAUACUACAUAGAUAAGUGACAUAGGGUGUCAUUUACCUUACUAAGUCAGGCCUGCAAGGUGCUAACAUUUCCUUUCAAAAUCAAUUAUCAAAGACUAUGUAGGACUUUUAAUGUUUUAUUUUGAUACAUGUAGUAGGAGAAGGAAAAACGUCCAGUGUCAUUAGGCAGAUACAGUCAACUCUUGCGUUGUUGACACCACGCUAUGAUGGACACCACAAUAAAAUGGACAGUAGCUAAAUACCUGGCAAAAACAAAUUAAAGACGUUUGACUGAAAUAAAAUCCUGCUAUUACGGACUCUCGCUAAUGAGGACACUAACUCAAAAUCCCAACGGUGUCCAUAAUAAAGGGAGUCAACUCUACUAGGUACUGGAUUCCAGUCUUUGUAAGUGGAACUUGGAUUCUGGAUUCCUUGAGCUGUAUUUCAGAUUCCGAUGUCCAGGAUUCUGAUUUUGCAACCAAAAAUUACCCAGAUUCUGGAAUCUGGAUUCCCUUACAUGAGGCGAAUUAGGAGUAUAACACCUUCAGCUGGGCUUAAUACCAAAUAGUUUCACUGGUAAUACUUGAUUUUCAAGCAUAAUCCCCUAGAUCUUGAAUAGGAACCAAGGUGAAUUGCUUUGUGGUGUGCUAUCACAUAAGCGUGAAUCUGUGAUUGUAAUAAUAAUAAUAAUGAUGAAGGUCUUUAUUAAUAAUUCAUUGCGCAAACAGAUGUGCAGCAAAUUACAUAGCAAUAGAAUGAAUAAAAGAAAGCAAAAAAAUACAUAAGGAAAACGACUAAAUAAAUAUUAGUUACUAUUAAAGAGACAUCUAUUAACAAAAACUGAUUAUUUAUUAUUACUUUCUGUUAGGUAUGGUGUUAUUCAUGGAACCGGUUCAGCGGAAUUGCAGCCUCUAGACAAAGCUACAGAAGAAGAAGAGGAAGAAGAAGACAUGACACUUUUUGACCGGAAAGACACUAAGUGGCCAAGAUAA